CACCGAAGUUCCGAAGCAUUGGUCGGUGUCAACCUGAGUGCGUCGUUUAUACACAAAGCAGCAUCUACACCAUGCCUUCGAUGACACAUCCGAAACCUGCUUGUCUGUCUUCAAAAGACUACGGCACAGUCGACAAGCGCCAGCAAAAUGAAUCUCCGAGCGCACCGAAUCCUUUGCACGUCGGCAUGGUUGUGGACGACGAAAAGAUGCUUCUGAAGCACCAGCAGACGUCCGUGAGCCCCGCUGUAGUGCCACGACACUACGAGUCCAUCGUCAACGCUGGCUCGUCCAUCAUCUACUGCUCCGCCCGGGGCGACCCCGAUGAGCCCGGCGCUGGACAGCCAUCCAUACACAUGCCCGUCAACUCCGGCUCGCAGGCGAGCAACGAGGAGCACUGCCACUCUCCGGACGGUGUCGAGGUGGACCACCUGGCGCGUAAGAAGCUCAUCUUCGCCAGCGUCCUGUGCCUCCUCUUUAUGAUCCUCGAAAUCGUGGGUGGUCUUUUGGCCAACAGCUUGGCGGUGGCUACCGACGCGGCGCAUCUGCUCACCGACUUUGCCAGCUUCAUGAUCAGCCUCUUCUCCAUCUGGCUGGCCCACCGGCCACCCACCAAGCGAAUGAGCUUCGGCUGGUAUCGAGCGGAGGUGAUCGGUGCGGUGACGUCGGUGCUGCUCAUCUGGGUGGUGACCGGCAUUCUCGUCUACAUGGCCGUCCAGCGGAUAGUCCAGCAGGAGUACGAGAUAAACGCCACCAUCAUGCUCAUCACUGCCGGCAUCGGGAUACUCGUCAACAUCAUAAUGGGCGUGGCGCUGCAAGUGGGCGGCGUGCCACACGGCCACUCGCACGGCGUGCACCACGCAGGUGACGACGAAGACGCGCACCUGAAGGACACCUCCAACGGAGUCGCGGUCAUCGAGAACGGCGGCUCGCGUCCCCACAGCGGCAGGGCGCGCGGCUCGGGCAACAUCAACGUCCGCGCGGCGCUCAUCCACGUCAUCGGCGACUUCCUGCAGAGCCUUGGAGUCUUCGUGGCUGCACUCAUUAUCUUCUUCAGGCCCGACUAUCGCAUCGCAGACCCGCUGUGCACUUUCCUGUUUUCGGUGCUGGUGCUGCUGUCGACGAUCACGAUCCUGCGCGAAGCCCUGACCGUGCUGAUGGAAGGCAAGCCGAGCAGCAUCGACUUCCGCCAGGUGCUCGCGCUCCUCGCGCAGCAGCCCGGGGUGCACAUGGUGCACAACCUGCGCAUCUGGGCCCUGUCCAUGGACAAAAUCGCUCUGUCCGCGCACAUUGUCAUCCGGCCAAACGAGGACGCCAUGCAGGUGCUCAAGUCGUGCUCACGCAUGAUCCGUUCCAAUUACGACAUCUUCGAACUGACACUUCAGAUCGAGGAGUACCACGAGGUUAUGGAUGACUGCGCCAAGUGCAACGACCUCAGGAACUGAAGGCAUGCACUACUACAAGCUACCAAAAUCCGGACAUUCCUGGAUUUCCCCCUAAUGCCUCUUUUGCGGGCAGCGAUCAAAGAUAUGUGUCGACGAAGCUAGAUGGCAAAGAUAGCGCGGCUAGUCGAAGUGCCAGAUAAGAUGGAAAGUGCGAACUGAAAAGGAUGUUCACAAAGUUCAGCGUGGCUAGCGCAGUGUUUAAAAACUUUAACUAAUUCUUUUUUUUUCAUUGAAGCAAUGUUUGAUAAAUCAUCUAUGUUAUCUCGUUUAAUUCUCGCACUCAUUCUAGUCUCUACACUGAGUUUAAUAUCUGAGAUAAGCAAUAAAGGUUGGCUACACUGAAUGGUACUCAUCGCGAUAACCUGGACGCGGUGAUAAUAGGUAAACCUGCAAGGCAGCUGGAAUGAAACAGAAAUGGUGCGCGAUGAAAGCUACGUGAGGAACGCGCUAAAUGGUGCUCAUCGUGUACUUAGAGUUGUUUCGCAAAGCUAAAGUUUUACUAGACAUAUCAGUCUGUUUUCUCUGUCCUUCUCUUGAUAAGCUUUAGUUAAGAAAAUGUCUGUUCUUUGUUUUGAUCGGGUUUCUCAGGCCAGUGGUGUCACAAACGAAGGCAGUAUGCAGAGGCUGUCGCAUUAAUUUGACACUGCAUUUUGUAGCUGUUAUAAAAUUUUUGAUGUGAUCGAACGUUGUUUGCCUCGCGCGCGGCGGUUGUGUAUGAUCAUAACAGCUGAGUUUUUAUCAGUUGUCCUUUAUAGUAAUUACGAUCAGUGUGCUUCAUGGCUUGCCUUGAAAGGUCAUCUUAAUCGCUUAAUCGCGUCAGCGUGUGAUAAAUCCGAACUGUGUCUCGGUGAGUGUUGACUUGAACUUGCUUGUAAGACACACGAGAUCAAGGUGUUGGUUGAGUUUUCCACCCACCUGUACUUACCAAAGACAGUUGAAGUGACUUUGCGUGGCACAACUUGGACAGGUAUUUUUUUAUAUAAAAUGAGAGUAAGGCAGUCCGUAGCUUGAGUUAAAGACAAAAUUACAAGGUUUUGCCAGCCGUAGAAACUGCCACAGUAGAAACCAGGCUUCGCCGUACGCUACACGCUGCAUUGUGGCACCACACAAAAACAACAGUGCAGCUUUGGUCACACAAUUCACAUCUACCUUUUCUUUCUUUCCAAUAAAAAGCAAUGCUUAGCGUACUUAAUGACCUUGAGCAGUAUUGUAUUUGUAAGUUUGAAUGAUAGAAAUAUUUAGUACACAACAAACACGAGGCGCAAGGCAAUUGUAGUCUACAGAUAAUUACUGUUUUAUUAUCUGAUCUAGCGCGUAAGAUGCAUAGUAAAUGUGGUCACUUCCACCAUUGUCGAAUUUGUUGCUCGUCGUUCCGUUUGCUGAAAAGUCUGAUCCUACCUUUUUCGUGACAAUUAUUUUUUGUUGUUGUUUUUACGAAGUUCAUUUCGUUGUCCGACUACGAAUCUGCAUUCCUUUCACUAGCUUCUAGAGCUUGUAUUGUAUAGGCAAGCAGUGUGAUAUCAAGCCUCCAGACGAGUCCCUCGUCACAAUUGAUCUCGUAUUUCUGCGCUGACCUUGAAAGUAGGGAGUGCUUGUUCACCAUUUAUAUGAACUUUUUAUCUCUUUGUAGCACCUGAAAUGACGUCACUACUUAGGGCGAUGAUGCUUUAUCGCAGACGUGUAGUUUGUUUCCACAUCAUGGGCCACUUGAAACCAACAGAAAUGGAGCUAUAUUGUUCGGUACAUGCAUUAUUGUGUGUCUACUGUCAACUUAAUAGCGCUGGUUCGCGUACGACUGUCGGCUGUGAGCACGUCGGCCACUGAACUGUGAUGGUGCCUUGGACGUUUAUUGUUCACUUGUUACGCCACUGCAAAUUAUUUUAAUCAAUGCAAGAACAUGCCUCUCGUCACUAUGCUUCAAAGGCGGCAUCUUGUAUAUAUCCGCCAUGUUUACAUUCUGUAUCCUUGUAAAUAACUCGAUAUAAAGGUGUUUUCUUUCAUCUU
Rhipicephalus microplus (southern cattle tick) is the source of this 3446-nucleotide messenger RNA. RefSeq names its product proton-coupled zinc antiporter SLC30A2-like. NCBI's taxonomy places the organism in Eukaryota, Metazoa, Arthropoda, Arachnida, Ixodida, Ixodidae. Gene Ontology annotation, biological process: zinc ion transmembrane transport; response to zinc ion. The record is from RefSeq and is a predicted model, not a curated record. Gene Ontology annotation, molecular function: zinc ion transmembrane transporter activity. Gene Ontology annotation, cellular component: plasma membrane.